Messenger RNA from Thunnus maccoyii (southern bluefin tuna), 621 nucleotides. RefSeq names its product baculoviral IAP repeat containing 5a (gene birc5a). The transcript is spliced from 4 exons. Lineage: Eukaryota; Metazoa; Chordata; Actinopteri; Scombriformes; Scombridae. The coding region runs from base 92 to 520 and encodes 142 amino acids. The record is from RefSeq and is a predicted model, not a curated record.
AAAUUUGAAAACGCCCUGUAGCUCGGUGGCUGCUUUAACUGGCGGUGAUACAAACGUUGUUGACAUUUAACCGUAUUUAACGCUAAAUACGAUGGAGCCAUUAAACGAAGAGGACAUCAAAAUGUAUUUUUAUGAGCACAGGCUGAAGACUUUCGAGGGCUGGCCGUUCGACGAAGACUGCGCGUGUACCCCGCAGAACAUGGCCAAAGCUGGCUUCAUCCACACCCCAUCAGAGAACAGCCCAGACAUCGCUAUGUGUUUCUUCUGCCUCAAAGAGCUGGAGGGCUGGGAGCCAGAGGAUGACCCAGAAAAGGAGCACAAAUCUCACUCGCCGUCCUGUCACUUCAUCACCCUGAAGAAAAAAGUGGAAGAGCUGACUGUGGAAGAGUUCGUCAAACUACAGAAGGAGAGACACAAGUUCAUCACUAACAAAUCCUGUAAAGAGGCCAUCACCAAGUUUGAAGAUGCAGCCAAAUUGAGAAGAGGUGAUAUUAUCAAGACAGCCAUGGGUGAAGAGUGACACAAGAAAAGACGCAAAUUUGUGGUCUCUCAUGUCUGUAUGUCUACUUUUUUCAUGUAGUCUGUUUUUAUUCAUUAAACAUAUUAUUCUUAUUUUCCCUA